AAAGUCGCACAACUGAAGGAAUUUUCGAAGCGCCUGGUGAGUUCCCAGCCGAGGAAUUUUUGACUUCUCCAAACCAAAAAUUAAAACGCAAUCCUAGGAGGGUCUGGGAAUUUAAAAGUGUUACUUAAACUAAAACUAAAGCCAAAACGAAUAUGGAGAAUCCUAGUUCAUUGCCAAACUUGACAUGUGUACCUCUGAAAGGAUUUAAGUGAAAAUGCGUUGGAAUCUAUAAAUACUCGCUGGGUAACUAGACCAAGUCACGACAGACCAACCAAUUGCCACCUCCUGCGGCCAAGUGCAUGUCGGGUGCUCAUUGGUUUCGCCUUGGUCUGGUCUAGUUUUCUGGCCUGCCAUGGAGGUGUAGGAGGUGACUGCCAGCAAGCCUUGGUUAGCUGAAAAUUAUUGUAUUGUAAUUUCAGUAUACGCAGCACGCCGACCAUUGCGCAUGCCACAAAGCCCGGACCCGAACUCGCACCCCCGCCAAUCGAGGCCAGCAGAAAAGCUGAGGGAGGAAAAAAAAAGUAGGAGAAACAGCAGGUGGCACCUGCAGCAACACCUGCCCACCAGGAGCCCAACUAGAAGUCAAGGAAAUCACCGAAUUCGUAGAAACCAAGAAAUCUAAGGAAAGGUACCAAUAAUGGCUGCCGUGGUCCAUGGCUGUAGCAGUCCGCGCCAGCGAUCCUGCAACGGCAGCAGUUCCCCGGGUGGCCAUCAUGGCUCCACGCCCUCCUCUGCCUACCCUACGAUGCCCAAGUACUCGAGGACCACCAGUCAACAGCUAUAUGCCACCACUCAGCAGUUUUUCAGUGGAGGUGGCAUGGCGGAUGCGGCCUAUGGAUAUGGGAUGUCCACCUCCGCCGGACAGCGACCACUUUCUGCCUCCGCCCUGCCAGAAACGGCUGCGGCCAGUCGGAACUAUUGGGGUCACCACAACGCCUUCUAUCACACAGGAGGCAGGCAUUACAGCAAGAGGAAAUCCGCAGUGGAGCUACUGGCGGAAUCCAAACCCUUUUAUAUCAAAUCCGAGGCGGUUUUUGAGCGACUGCAGCAGGCGAGUUACCGGAACGGUGGGGGGAACAAUGUAGCCAGCGGGAAAAGAGGACGUCGGCCAGAGGAAGCCCAUGGUCAUCACUAUGAUAUGGAGGACAGGCGGUACAUGAGUCUCAAUCUCAGUCGACAGCAGCAGGUGCAACAGCAGGUGCAACAACAGCAGCAGCAGCAGCAGCAGCAACAACAGCAGCAGCAGUACCUGCACAACCAUCAUUCCCACCCACACCAACACCACCCGCACUCCCGUCACACCCAAGGCCAAGGUCAAGGUCGAACUGGAGGUGUCGGCGGAGGAGCAGCUGUGAACAACAAUCUACUGCAGCACAAGCUGCGCAUGCUGUUGGGAUCGGAAUCGGGAAAGGAGCGCAAUGGCGGGACCUUGAGGCGCCACGACAUGAACGACGGCAGUGCGGAACUCUUGCCCACAGAUUACGGCGAGGAGGAGGUUGGUGGUCAGGCGGGCGCUCUGAGGAUUCCCCCGCCCAUCUAUAUGCCCAGCCAUGGUUUCGGACGGGAUGGCGAGGAGCCACUGGUCCUAACUGAGAACUACCGACCCAUCAGCCCGCCCGCCGAAUAUGCGGCCAAGUCGGUACAGGUCCACAACGAUCGCUACCGAUACAACUACCAGCGUUCGUACUCGCAUUCACACGAGGUUCCCAAUACGGGGGAGGAUCGCAGUGCUCCGUAUCCCAGUGGCGACUUCAACAUCAAUAGCCAUAAGUCGCUGCCGGAUCUGCAUACCCAGAUAAGUCGCCACUCGCCGCACAGUGAGAUCCUGAGCUGCUGCAGUCGUGGUAAUCGGUCGAUCAAGUCCGCCGGGGAGUCCUCCAUAAAUCGCGAUUCCGGCGGAAGUUCCGGUCACUAUACCCAUCGCAGUGAGCCCUGCUAUAAGAGAGAGCGGCAGCGGGAUGUGGCCGGAAGUGCGGCUCCGGCAAGCGGAACAAUCAAAAACUGUUGCACCCUGGUGGCGGCCACUCGGAGGGACAGUGGUUCCUCCACCCAGCACAGUGCCAAUUCCUACUGUGGUUAUGUCACGCCAGCUGGGGACUAUUCCGGAAUGAGUGGUAGUCGCAAUACGGAAUGUUUGGAUUGCCGUUGCAAACAGGACACGGGAAUGGGUUCCGAUUAUCUGCUGAACUUCACCCCCACUCCGGAAGUUCCGGAAGCUUUUCAGGAUGACUACACCCCGACACCCCCAUCGCCCAGGCUCAAAACCCAGACCCCACGAUACUCUAGCUCUUCCAGUCAGCAGCUGCACACCAGUUCCCAGGGCUACACGAGCAUCAAUCACUCGCAGAGCUCUCUGGUCCAGAGCCCCGGAUCGGCGCCAUCCGUGGACGACAUCAGUCCACCGCCCAUCCAGUUCAAGAGGCAGCGGUGCAUUCGCUUCAAGAACAGGAAUCGACUGCCAGUUCAAGGAGAAAUGGGUGGACCACCGGGAUCAGGAGGAGGAGGCCUAGUCCCACCAGGAUCAGGAGGAAUGGGCACGGCCAGCGGUGUUCUGGCUGCGUACAAGCAACAUCGGGGAAGUGUGGACCACGAGAACGUAUUCUUCCCUAAAGGUUUCUCUUCGGAGGUCUACCACAACAGCUUGGACAUGGAGAGGGAGGCCCUGAAUGCCAGCAUUUCGGAGCUGGAGAAGUUCUUUGAUCGUCUGGGAUUGAAUGACGAGGCCUUCCACGAGAUUUAUAGUCAACCAAGGAGACACCACUCAGAAACGGACGAUGCCUCGGAUGAUUCCAGCACCGUUUUCUUCUCGGAUGUUAGUACAGUGGAUUCGAUGAGAUUGCCGGAUAGUACGGAAACCCAGCCGCAAGCCACACAAGCCUAUAGACCCUCGGAACCUCCGUCGAUUGUCGAGCGGAACGCCAGGAUCAUCAAGUGGCUGUGUAACUGCAAGAAGAUGCAGUGCACCUGAGGAUCACCGGGGCAGUGCAGCUGCGGAUUCGGAUUUGGAUUCGGACGCUAAGCGCUCCACUGAUUUAUUAAUACUAUACGACCACCCCGAUUUAUACACAGCUGCUGAUUAAUGCAAAUAACUCUGAUCCCUGAUGGGUGGGUGGAUCUGUGGGUUAGGUUUAUGUUCAUAAGGACGAAGAGUAAUCUGUUGAAUUUUAGCUUCUUAAUCAGUUAGUUUAACGAAACAGUAAUAAGUCACUAAACCGAUUGCAAAUACCUAAAACGAGUCUCUUACUUUAAACAAUGAGUCUUAAGUGGAAAUAUCUAAACAACUCAGAGAUGAAAUAGUAUUUAAAACUUGAAAUUUAUUCAACUUAAUGCUGAAAAUGCAAUAGCAAAUAUUAAAAACACAUUAAAAUAGUUAAUUAAAAACCAUAUGAAGAACUUUUUCACUUUAAACAACUUAAUAAUAAUGAAUAAUACAAUAAGAAAGGGACAUUUGAACACAAAUUAUCUUUAUUUCUAUGUUAAGUAACGUAAAUUAAUGCAAUUCAGCGAUUACUUUUUGCCAUUAUGCCUUAAGCGCCCAUGAACCACCCACCUGCUCAAGGAUAAUCCACAAAAAAAACACUGCUCAAAAAGUCAAGUUAAGUCAGUUGAAUGUUUCGAACAUGAUUAGCAUGGUUAGCCUCACCUACCUGUACAAUGGAACUAGGAAUUACGAGUCUCCACGAAAAGUCUCGAUUAUGGAUGUGCGUUUAUCCUCUUUUACUGCGCCCGUUCUCGCGCGGAUCAAUUACACCAUUGAUAUUUGUAUUGCCAACGGUAAUGAUAUUGUCUUACGUAUACUAAUCAACUAGCAAGCGAUCGUUCAUAUUACUCUUAUACACAGCGGUAUUAUUAGAUGAAUUAUUGUACAAUUAGUUCUCGUAACUUAUAUAUACUUAUAAAUAUAUAUAUACUAUACAUAUACGUCUAGUUGCCAAACCGAAAAAACAAAAUUAGUACACGAAACCACUAAAACUCACAAAUUGAAAUUGAAAUGAACCUACCUAUUUAUGUAAUUGUACAUGGUUUGCAUGGCGAAUAAAUAAAAUAUUUAUGAUUAUCAAAUUAAUUGAAAAUAUAUAGAAAGUCAA
Molecule: messenger RNA, 4088 nt
Organism: Drosophila eugracilis
Lineage: Eukaryota; Metazoa; Arthropoda; Insecta; Diptera; Drosophilidae
Product: histone-lysine N-methyltransferase Suv4-20
Exons: 3
Coding region: 638-2968 (776 amino acids)
Source: RefSeq, a predicted model, not a curated record